GAGCACUAUCUAACCAACACUGGUAGCUUGUUGUAUGUAAUUUUUGCAAGCUACAUAAUUUUUUGAUUAUCCCCACCAUGUGCGACGUUGCAACUGUACAAAAGAUUGCCCACUGCCUGGGGGUGAAUCCCGGCAAAGUGCAACUGAACGAAGAACAGGUCGUAACCCGCACCAGUGGCCAAAAAAAGACCGUGGCUGGAUUCGCCACUAUCUUGGAGAGCCUGGCCAAGGAGUCGAAGUCGGAGACUGCCCAAAACAGCAAGGUGUCGCGUGAGGUGGAGGCGCAGGUCUAUCAGUGGAUUGAGUUCUCAGUUCUCUACGUGGCGCCUGGAUCCAAGGACAAGCACGUGUCAAAACAACUGCUUUCCGACUUCAACAAACUCUUUGCCAGCAAAUCCUACCUUGUAGGCCACUUCAUCACUCUUGCCGACCUAGCUGUAUACUAUGCCAUCUACGAUCUUGUGAAAUCCCUCUCUCCUGUGGACAAGGAGGCCUAUCUGAACCUGUCCCGCUGGUUCGACCACCUCCAGAACCGUCCGGACAUCCACCAGGGCGAAACCUUGCUCAACUUCACCACCAUCUACCUGCACGGCUGGGCCACGGGCACCCACAUCUAAUUCCAUUUUGUGCGACUUUUGCAUUUAUCCACUGUCACAACUGAGAAACUUAAGUUAUUUAUUUCUAUUGCAUUUCACAAUGUAGUUUUUUGUGUGAUUAUCAUUUAAUGCCAAUGAGAAGUUCAGCGUUGGAAUAUGAAAUAUCGUUGUUGUAGCCCACAAAAAACGAAAGUUGUUCUCACGUUCUGGGGGCAAAAUGGAUCUCAGCCGUAGCUCCGAAUCACGUUCCCUUGCGAUGGGCAACGUGGGGCGUGUAGCAGCGACUCUUGCUGCGCCAACAUCAGUUUGCCUGCACCUCACGGGGCGAGUUAAGUGAGUUGCCCAUGUCCGAUGGCUCCGUGCACUUCCACAGGCCGUAUGUUUUGCCAACAGUAGUCUGCCAAAGCCGGAGGGUGCCGUCCUCGGAUCCGCUGGCAUACAGCUCGCCAUCGGGGCUGAAUUUCACACUGUGCACGGGCCCAAAGUGUCCCUUAAAAGAUUCUGUAAAGGAAUGAGUCCCAUUUAGCUUACAUUAUUGAACUUUUUAAUAUA
This is a messenger RNA of Drosophila ananassae, 1148 nucleotides long. It is a transcript of the gene AIMP3, whose product is annotated as eukaryotic translation elongation factor 1 epsilon-1. Gene Ontology annotation, biological process: positive regulation of DNA damage response, signal transduction by p53 class mediator. Gene Ontology annotation, cellular component: nucleus; cytoplasm; aminoacyl-tRNA synthetase multienzyme complex. Bases 78 to 617 code for a protein of 179 amino acids. NCBI's taxonomy places the organism in Eukaryota, Metazoa, Arthropoda, Insecta, Diptera, Drosophilidae. The record is from RefSeq and is a predicted model, not a curated record. The transcript is spliced from 3 exons.